UCCCACUCUCUUUCAAGCUUCAAUCUUUCGUUAGUUCUCUCGAGCCGCAUUUUUGAAUCUUAAUCAUGGCUGAAAGAGGAGGAGGAGACCGCGGUGGCUUCGGCAGAGGUUUUGGCGGCAGAGGUCGUGGUGGCGACCGUGGCCGUGGCCGUCGUCGUGCUGGCCGCCGUGACGAAGAGGAGAAGUGGGUUCCAGUCACCAAGCUAGGGCGGCUCGUCAAGGAAGGUAAGAUUCAGUCACUUGAACAGAUUUACCUCCACUCUCUCCCAAUCAAGGAGCACCAAAUCGUAGAUACUCUCAUCGGACCUAGCCUCAAGGAUGAGGUUAUGAAGAUCAUGCCGGUGCAAAAACAGACCCGGGCCGGACAGAGGACCCGUUUUAAGGCCUUUGUUGUCGUCGGUGACGGCAAUGGCCAUGUUGGAUUGGGAGUUAAGUGCAGCAAGGAGGUUGCUACUGCUAUUCGUGGUUCGAUUAUUUUGGCCAAGUUGUCAGUGAUCCCUGUGAGGAGGGGUUACUGGGGUAACAAGAUCGGUAAGCCUCAUACUGUGCCUUGCAAGGUUACUGGAAAGUGUGGCUCUGUUACAGUACGUAUGGUUCCUGCUCCUCGUGGUGCUGGUAUCGUCGCGGCUAGGGUUCCCAAGAAGGUGCUUCAAUUCGCUGGAAUUGAUGAUGUUUUCACUUCUUCCAGGGGAUCAACUAAGACACUUGGAAACUUUGUGAAGGCUACCUUUGAUUGCCUAUUGAAAACCUAUGGUUUCCUGACACCCGAGUUCUGGAAGGAGACUCGCUUCACAAAAUCUCCAUUCCAAGAGCACACGGAUCUGUUGGCUAAACCUACUGUGAAGGCAUUGUUGUUGGAUGAUGCCGAGAGGGUUAACCCUUAAGAAGGGGCGAUAGAUUUGGUAUGGUUUCGAGAAAAGAAGAAUGUUUUUGUUAGGAACUCUUAUAGUAUAUGCUUUUCAGUUGAGUUCAUUUACUUUCAAGGAUAGUGUGUUAUUUAUUUCUUUAUGCUACUUGACUUUGUUUUUGUUUUUGUUUCUGAAUCCUAUGGCAUAAAGCUUGAUUUUGAUGAAUGCACUAAUUUUUCUUACAAG
Molecule: messenger RNA, 1094 nt
Organism: Cucurbita maxima (winter squash)
Lineage: Eukaryota; Viridiplantae; Streptophyta; Magnoliopsida; Cucurbitales; Cucurbitaceae
Product: 40S ribosomal protein S2-4-like
Exons: 2
Coding region: 66-884 (272 amino acids)
Biological process (GO): translation
Cellular component (GO): cytosolic small ribosomal subunit; ribosome
Molecular function (GO): structural constituent of ribosome; RNA binding
Source: RefSeq, a predicted model, not a curated record